UCCAGCAAGAGAGGCGUGAAUGCUACUCCUGGGAUACCAGGGGCUCCGAGUGCCCCGCACUCCCUGCACCUCAAUACUCCCCACUCCCCACCCAGGGGGUGGCUCCGCAGGACUCAGUCUGCCGCACAGGCAAAUCAAAGCUGUUUGCAAACAAGCGUCCUCUGCCUCCCUCCGGGAUGUGCACGCAGGGCCCUAGGAAGGAAGGCACGCUCGGCCCCGCCCGGGACAAACGCGAAGGGCACCGGUGCGGCCGCCAGCCCGAUCUUCACGUACCCGGCCGCGCCGGAACCCAGGCCCGGCUAAGGGCUUCCCGGCUUCCCGGCGGCUCGGGGCCUAGUCGCCCCCCGCACGCCUUCAGUCUCCCGGGGACCCACGGAGAAAGGGCCGAGGCCCCAGAGCUCCGGAGUGCCCGCGGCGGCCGCAGUGGCAGGACGCUCCGUCCGCCCGGCCCGAGAGCUGGCGCCGGGACCCCUGGGCGGCGCAAUCAGGCGAGCCCAGGACCGCGGCGCGCCACACUCACCGCUUCUCCAUGGCCCGGGGGUCGUCACUCAGCCGACAGCCUCCUCCUCCUCGGCCGGGCUCCGCCGCGAAGCCUCGCACUCCCGAGGGGGCCGCGGUCUCAGCGGCCGGGGCUGAGGCCCUGCGCCCCUCCAGCCGCCUCAGCCACGCGGGUCCCGGGAAGCGCGGCCGGGGGCGCAGCUCACGGCGGGACGACUCGGCUGCAGGCGGACGGACUGGCUCGGCGAAGCCUCGGGCGCCGCGGUGGCCGCUUCAGCCGCCCGCGCCGCUGGGCCACAGCGCCCCCUGGACCCCACGUCCCGCUACGGCGCCGGGACUGCGGCUGCCGCACCGGGCACGAGCGGCAGGGAACGCGAGGCAGCGCGGACUGGGGGUGGCGGGGCCCCGUGCGCCCUGCGCUGCCCGCCCGCGGCCCGCGGCCCGCCCCUGACGCGGCUUCCCGGGAGCCGGAAGCUGUCGGCUCCCCCCCACCCCAUCCCCGUCAGACCCCAGCACCUUUUUCUUCCCUCCGGAAGGUAUGUGAAUGCUUUCGUCACUCGGAUCCGAGAGCGGGAAUGUGAGGGAAGCUGGGUUCAUUUCUCGUGGAGACAGGGGGUCCCUUUUAAUCCCCUCAGUGCUCCAGUAUGAAAGGAGAGUGACCCAGAACAAAUCUCUUAUUUUUUCUUUUCCUAAGCAUAUGCACAAUCCCUUCCCAAAACAGAUAAAGGAAUAAUCUUUGACCUCAACUUUUUGGAGCUACUGUGCAGAUUCACUACAGAAAUUUGCUACAGAAUCCCUUAACCCCUAACCUUACCUACAAAACAGGGAGGAGGGACACACACACACACACACACACACACACACACACACACACCGCUGAAAAAGAGAAGAGAAUAACCAACGGGUUGUCCUGAAAUUGAUAAACAACUUAAAGGCUGAGGCAAAGGGAUCACUAUUAUCCAGGAGUUGGGAGCCACCAUACCAACAGUCUCAUCUCAAAUUUUUAAAUGAUAGAGGAAGAUAUCCAAGGACAUCAUCAUUCACCAGGUGCCUAAUCCAAAUUCUGGGUAUCAUGUUUAAUUGUUAGCACUCACUACUGGACAGUUAGUCACAAAGCCUAACAAUUCUACUUCUUGUUUUUUUUUUAAAUUAUCUUCCUCCCUUCACACACCUACCUGCACACAGAGUUACAAACAUUUUGAUCUAGGAUAUUUGAAUAAAUUGUAAGUUUACAGAAGGGAAAGUGGAAGAGAGAAAAAUAAAUAAAUUUUAUAUUUGUGUACAAGAAUAUAUACUGUAUAAAUUUUGUUGAAAGAGAAACAUAAAAAUCUUAUCUGUGUCCUUUUUAACCCUGUACUUUCCCAGCUUAUAAGUCUUUAUCAGUACAAGGUCAAUACAUAUAUCCUUAUAUGUCUCCCUUAUCAGAGUGUGAGCUUGUGGGCCAGAUGCAGUGUUUUAAUCAUCUCUGUAUCACUAGAACUGGUCUUAGCAUGGCUACUCUUAAGCUGAACUAGAUAGCUUACAUCUUACCUGCUCAGUGACUUUUUAAGGCUUGUUUUCAAUUUUCAGGACCUAAAAUAAGAAUUCCCCGUGGCUAGCAAGAUGGCUC
Molecule: messenger RNA, 2107 nt
Organism: Mastomys coucha (southern multimammate mouse)
Lineage: Eukaryota; Metazoa; Chordata; Mammalia; Rodentia; Muridae
Product: collagen alpha-1(I) chain-like
Exons: 2
Coding region: 177-1079 (300 amino acids)
Source: RefSeq, a predicted model, not a curated record